This is a messenger RNA of Menidia menidia (Atlantic silverside), 1440 nucleotides long. Lineage: Eukaryota; Metazoa; Chordata; Actinopteri; Atheriniformes; Atherinopsidae. The record is from the annotation of a GenBank genome assembly.
AUGUCAGACACAGCCUUCUUCACCGUCCCCACCCCUACUCCUCCACCCCUCUUCCUCUGCGACUACAGCGACUGGUCUCCCUCCUUCUCCAUUAUCCCGUCCGUUUACCUGCUGGCUUUCCUCGUUGGUUGCCUGGGCAACAGCCUGGUGCUCUGGGCCUACCUGGACCGAGCCGAGGGGAGAAAGGGAGCGAGUGACAAGCGCAGAACCGGACUGUGCCCUUUGAAGAAGAGCAAGAAGCAGGUUCUCGGUGCUGGCAGAGCUCACCGUGAGUCUUUUCCUCGGACAGACAAAAAAAACUGCGGCUCGGCAGGACAAAACUACAGGCCCCACUCUCAUCCCUCCGCCUCCAAUCCUCCUUCGAUCCCUCGUUCCUCUCGCUCGCUGACAGACUCUUUGAUAGCCAGUUUGGCGUUAGCUGACCUCUGCUUCCUCGUCACCCUCCCGCUGUGGGCCACCUACACAGCCAUGGGCUACCACUGGCCUUUUGGGCAACCUCUUUGCCAGAUCAGCAGCUUCCUCACGGCCCUCAACAUGUACGCCAGCGUGUUCAGUCUGAGCAUGCUCAGUGUGGAGCGCUACUGGGUUCUGAACGGACGCCGGCGCUCCGGCCACCACCCCCCGCGGGGCUGCUCCGGCAGGUCCCUCUGGGUGCUCGGAGGGGUGUGGUCAGUGGCGGGAGUCCUGGCCCUUCCAGGCUUGUUGCUGCGCUCCGUCAGGGAGGUGGAGCUCGACCCGGAGUCUGAGGACAACUGGCAUCUGGAAUCUGCGGAUCCCAAAACGGUCAUCCUUUCCUGUCAAAUGGAUUAUUCCAUGUUGAUUGGGGCAGAGCUGGAGGAGGCUGAAAAAGAAAGAGCGGAAAUGAUGUGGGCCGCCGCCCUGAGUUUCAAAUCUACUCUAAUCGGCUUCAUGCUUCCCCUUAUCGUCUUACUGGUCUGCUACGGCUCGCUGGCCAAGCUGCUUAGCAGGCAUUUCGGCCGGGGCCCUCGUCCUGACCGGAGGCGCCAGCGGAGGCUCCUCAGGGUCAUCGUGAUUUUAGUGCUGGCUUUUUUCCUGUGCUGGCUGCCUCUGCACGUCAACAAAACGGUGUCCAUGCUGCUGGAGUUCGGCUUUGUCCCGUAUUCGUGCUCUCUGGACCAGACCCUGCUCGCCGCUCACCCGUACGUCACCUGCUUAGCGUACCUGAACUCCUGCCUGAACCCUCUUCUCUACGCCGCCUGCGACCCCUCGUUCAGGAACAGAUGCAGAGGAGCUCUCCUGGUCUGCUGCAGCAGGAGCAGAGGAGGGGCAGAGGGAGCAGGAGGAGACGGGGAGGAUGAGGAGGAUGAGAAAAGGGAAAGGAGCUCCGCUUUUCCCACGAGGACACAGGAGGAAACGGAAGACAAAACUGAGACUGGGGGGGAGUGGGUCGGGGAAGCGAUGGAAGAAGAGGCCACAUGA